AUGGGUUCGUACUCAAUAGCAAGUGCUAUAUCUCGAUUUCCGCCUCUAACCCGAUUCGUUAAACCUUAUUCGACCGCUUUUUCUUACAUCAAUUGUCCUUGUAACAGAGCACAGAGGCCAAAGAGAUUUGAUCAGCUUCGUGUGUUCUCUAUGGCCUCGGAAGCUAAGGAAUCACCAGCAAACAACCCUGGCUUGUCUACGGUUCGUGAUGAGGCUACAAAAGGGUAUAUCAUGCAGCAAACUAUGUUUCGGGUGAAGGACCCUAAGGCAAGUCUUGACUUUUACUCACGCGUCCUGGGAAUGUCAUUGCUGAAAAGGCUAGAUUUCUCUGAGAUGAAAUUCAGCUUGUACUUCCUGGGCUACGAGGAUACUUCAACAGCUCCAACGGAUCCAACUGAGAGAACUGUUUGGACCUUUGGUCGACCUGCAACAAUUGAACUGACUCAUAACUGGGGUACAGAGAGUGAUCCUGAGUUUAAAGGCUAUCAUAAUGGGAACUCCGAGCCUCGUGGAUUUGGGCAUAUUGGGGUUACGGUUGAUGAUGUGCACAAGGCAUGCGAGAGAUUUGAACAAUUAGGAGUUGAGUUUGUCAAGAAACCAUAUGAUGGAAAGAUGAAGAAUAUCGCCUUCAUCAAGGAUCCUGAUGGCUACUGGAUCGAGAUCUUCGAUCUCAAGACUAUCGGGACAACAGCUGGAAACGCUGCUUGA
Messenger RNA from Eruca vesicaria subsp. sativa (arugula), 708 nucleotides. Lineage: Eukaryota; Viridiplantae; Streptophyta; Magnoliopsida; Brassicales; Brassicaceae. The record is from the annotation of a GenBank genome assembly.